UUAGCGACUACAAGUCCCGUGAGCUCGCUUCUACUCCGCCGCCUCGCAGACCGCAGUUUCCCUUCACCGUCUCAGCCGGGCCGCCCCGGGGCGCGGCGUUCUGGCGAGUCAGCUGUUUGUCUCUAGGGCACAAGAGGCGGAAGCCGGAGGGGCGCGGGGAGGAGCUUCGCGCACGGGGUGAACGCCGCCCUACGUGCUCGUUCGCCCCGCGACCGCUGCGCGCGAGCCCGGUGUCCCCGCGGCGGGCAGCGGCGGCGGCGGCGGCGGCACGCGGAGGGGGCGGAGGGAGCGGAGGGAGCCCGCGGCGGCUGCAGAGCGAAAUGGCGGAGACCGUGGCGGACACCCGGCGGCUGAUCACCAAGCCGCAGAACCUGAAUGACGCCUACGGGCCGCCCAGCAACUUCCUCGAGAUCGAUGUGAGCAACCCGCAGACAGUGGGGGUCGGCCGGGGCCGCUUCACCACUUACGAAAUCAGGGUCAAGACAAAUCUGCCUAUUUUCAAGCUGAAAGAAUCUACUGUUAGAAGAAGAUACAGUGACUUUGAAUGGCUGCGAAGUGAAUUAGAAAGAGAGAGCAAGGUUGUAGUUCCCCCACUCCCUGGGAAAGCAUUUUUGCGUCAACUUCCUUUUAGAGGAGAUGAUGGAAUAUUUGAUGACAAUUUUAUUGAAGAAAGGAAGCAAGGGCUGGAGCAGUUUAUAAACAAGGUCGCUGGUCAUCCUCUGGCACAAAAUGAACGUUGUCUUCACAUGUUUUUACAGGAUGAAAUAAUAGAUAAAAGCUAUACUCCAUCUAAAAUAAGACAUGCCUGAAAUUUGGUGAGAAGGGGCAAAAAAACCUUUCCGUGACUAUUAAUGAUUCAUAUGCACCAGUGAAGAAGUUCUAACUAGCUGUAAGCAUGCUGCACAGAAACUGGUAUAACAUGCCUUCAGUAUACUAACACUCAUAUGCUCAGUUUUGUUUUGUUUUGUUUUGGCAGUUGACAAGAAGUUAAUUUGCUUUAGUGAAAAUCCCUCAUUCUGGCCUUUCUGUAGAAAUAGCUCUCUGUGCUGUUUGAAUGUGGUGCACACUAUAGCCUCACAAACCUGUUAUUCCAGUAUAACCUGCAGUGUCCUAACUAAAGUUACUGGCUUGGUCUUAUCUGCACAGUUUUUGUGUCAUGUUUGCUUCUUGAAUCUGAUUAACUAGAAUAUUUCUCUUAUCCCCUUUUUAAUAUGUGAUGUCACAUGACCUGAUUUAUGUGUAGGAGCACUACACCAUUGGUUCCCUACCCUACAUGUAAGAGACACACUCGUGUGCAGAGUAGCUCCCUUCAUCUGGAAGAUCAAGGAGGGAAAUCUUUAUAUUCUGUAUAAAACAAAAUCAAAUUUAUAUACUAAAAUCAUUUGUCUAAAAAUUUAAGUUGUUUUCAGAUAAAAAUAAAAAUGCAUUUCUGAUAUGCAGA
This is a messenger RNA of Equus caballus (horse), 1441 nucleotides long. RefSeq names its product sorting nexin 3 (gene SNX3). Gene Ontology annotation, biological process: late endosome to Golgi transport; endocytic recycling. Gene Ontology annotation, molecular function: phosphatidylinositol-3-phosphate binding. Lineage: Eukaryota; Metazoa; Chordata; Mammalia; Perissodactyla; Equidae. Gene Ontology annotation, cellular component: retromer complex; early endosome membrane. The record is from RefSeq and is a predicted model, not a curated record.